Messenger RNA from Taeniopygia guttata (zebra finch), 3777 nucleotides. It is a transcript of the gene FAM110B, whose product is annotated as family with sequence similarity 110 member B. The record is from RefSeq and is a predicted model, not a curated record. Lineage: Eukaryota; Metazoa; Chordata; Aves; Passeriformes; Estrildidae.
UGUGUCGGGUGCCCUUGCCCUACAAAGGCUGCCUUUAAAAGAGAAACGCAGUGCUAUUUAAUGAGCUGUGAGAUGAGGCACUGCUGCUAACGCUCAGAUCCCAGGAUUCAUCGGCUAUUCAUUGUGCUUAAUGUACAUGUUUCUGCACCGUGCAUUUAGGAGAUCCCAGAGAAGAAUCCAAAACGGCUGCGGGGGAAAGACCACCAAACAUGCCUACAGAAACAUUACCGACAGGUAGCAUGGUGAAGCCGGUCAGCCCUGCCGUGACUUUCACAUCUGCCGUUCCUCUCCGCAUCCUGAACAAAGGACCUGACUAUUUUCGCAGGCAGGCGGAGCCUAAUCCAAAAAGACUGAGUGCAGUGGAGAGGCUCGAAGCCGACAAGGCGAAAUAUGUCAAGAGCCAGGAGGUCAUCAAUGCCAAGCAGGAGCCUGUGAAGCCGGCGGUGCUGGCAAAGCCGCCAGUCUGUCCUGCAGCCAAGCGAGCGCUGGGGAGCCCCACCUUGAAAGUCUUCAGCAACAAUGCAAAAACUGAGAGUGGAGUCCAGAGAGAAAAUCUGAAACUUGAGAUUUUGAAGAACAUCAUCAACAGCUCUGAAGGCUCCAGCUCAGGUUCAGGGCAUAAGCACGGUCCCCGAAAUUGGCCACCCCACAGGGCCGAUUCAACAGAGCUGAACCGACACUCGUUCGCUGAAUCCCUGAAGGUUUACCCCACACAGGGCCGGAGCAGCCCACAGGAGAGCAGCUCCAAUGUCAGCAGAAGGCUCCUAGAUCAGUCAGCAGAGACUUUCUUGCAUGUCUCUCACAGCUCUUCAGACAUUAGGAAAGUAACUAGUACAAAGCCCUUAAAAGCAAUACCCUGCAGUAGUUCAGCCCCACCUCUGCCUCCAAAGCCCAAAAUCGCUGCCAUUGCCACCCUGAAAUCCCCAGAGAUUGAGGCAGUCGAGUCUGGAUGCGGAGUUAGUAGAAGACCCUCCCUACAGCGAUCAAAAUCAGACUUAAGCGACAGAUACUUUCGCGUUGAUGCAGAUGUUGAACGAUUCUUUAACUACUGUGGACUGGAUCCUGAAGAGCUUGAAAACCUUGGGAUGGAAAACUUUGCAAGGGCUAACUCUGAUAUUAUAUCACUCAACUUUCGCAGUGCAAGCAUGAUUAGCUCAGACUGUGAACAGUCUCAGGACAGCAACAGUGACCUUAGAAAUGAUGACAGUGCCAAUGACCGUGUGCCAUAUGGCAUUUCUGCCAUUGAAAGGAAUGCCAGAAUCAUCAAGUGGUUAUAUAGCAUCAAGCAAGCUAGAGAGUCACAGAAAGUGUCCCAUGUGUGAGAAAGAAAUCCACCACAGAAAAAAGCAAGGACUGUAUCUUUGUCUGUGAAUAUUCAGUUUGUGAAGGGUUGUGAAGUCUACUUGAAGUCUUGUACCCUUCUCAAAUCUCUUUGUGUUGCUUGUUGUGCAAUGUUUCCAAGUUGCAUGCCUGUCAACAUGUGAGCUGACCUGGCUUCCACUUGAACAGUAACUAACUACAAAGCCUGGCUGAGCAUACACAUUAUCUGCCAAAAGUUUAAGACAAGAAUCUGAUUAGGGCUUCAGUAUAAUCAAAGUGUUUACAUGGAAAGGUUAUAUGACUUCUUUGGUAUUUAUGUGGUUCCUUGUGGAUUUUAUAUAUGUCACUUUUUGUCUUAAUACAGAUAUUGUCAACAGAUGUUACUUGUUUCUAAGCUGAAACGGAAUCCCUUUAUUGGGAAGAAAAGUGGAAUUGGCCAAAAUAUGAGGUUUAGGCAUACAACAAUAGGCAAAGCAGCCUUAUCUCUUGUAGAAAGUGCAUUAUUGGCACACGAAAGCUGUUUCUAAAAGGCAAAGAAUGCUACCUUCUUAAAUUAUGUAUCAUUGUUAAACUAUAUAUCCCUACUUGUAGUAAGGCACUGUUCAGUAAAAGUUUCUUUUUCCUAGAUAAGCUCCCUCUCUUUUACAGCAGAAGUAGUCUAGUGAAUCUGCUUGACCUCUCACAAAUUACAUGAGUCUUGCAUUUGGGUUUGUGUAAGCAUUUUAAUGAUUUUGUAUUAUACCAGUUGGAAAAGCUUAAAGAAUGUUGGAGUCAACAGAUGAAAAUGGCGCAGGUGCAGGAUUUUGUGGGUUUGAUUUUUACUCAAAGAUUCCUGGUCUUAAACUUUUGACAGGAAUAAUUAGAUCCUAUAGCUGAUAUUGAAUGCCUUUAUUAGUCAAAACACAUCUGACUACAAACUCCAUUCUGUCUUAAUUUUUUUUGUAAACCUAUUUGAAAAGUUAAUCAACAAAAAUGGAAGCACACAGCCAUAUCAAUAUAAUGCCUCCUAUUCAGAAGUAAAUACACUCAGUAGCUGAACUAUAUCUGAAAAAAUGUGAUUAUGUUGUCUUGCAUAUGUUAUAUCUAAGGCUGUGAAAGUUUGUUCCAGCUCUAGGAAAGUGUAGAAACAUGACAGUAUGUAGCUUUUAUUUUCUUUUUUUUUUCCUCCUUAAGAUGGUUAGUGCUGCGAAUCAACCUGUUACAAAUCUUUCAACAAUCUGUCUUCCCAGUGGCUUAACUAACUGUCAUUUCAACUGACAGUGGUUGUGUGGUAGUGGAGAAGUUGAAAGUACAGUGGCCUGCUUCAUUAUUAUUGUUUUCAUGCUUUGAAGUAAAUUGCAGCACUACCUUAAUACUACAUCAGCUAAUAGGAAACUUUUUUAUUGUGUAAAUGCUGUAAGACUUUGUAUAUACUUCAGUUGUUACAAAAUCUUUAAAAGGAAGAGUGUUAUGCUAAUAAAUAGCUCCUGGUGCAGGUAUGGUAGGGUUUUUUUGUUCUUAUUUUCACCCCUUCCAUUCUUAAAACUGUAUCAGGAACUCAAUUGCAGUGUGUUUUAGUGCUGUAGAAGGUCUUGGUUAAAUAAUAGUUCCAGUAAAAGGUUUCUUUUACUAAAGUGCUUUUCAGAAUAUAAUUUUUUAUAAAAUAACUAUAGCAGCAUGAUCUGUCUGAAGAACUAGAAGAGAUUUUCAAGACUCCUAAAAUAGCUUGCUUCUUCCUUACCUAGCAAUGUUACUGUUCCCAUUUAUAGCAUCUGUUCGUAAUGAAUCACCGCAGUCUUCUGAAUUAUUCUUCAGUAGUGCUUAUUUAUAUAUUUGAAUAUUAAAGGUGUUUUACAAAGUCGGGUUCUCUCUUUUCUCUGAGAAGCCUGUAGCCCAACUUAAAACAGAUAGCAACUGUUAAUGCAGGCAAGACUGGAAGUGGAGCCAUGCAGUCAUUUGUUUCCUAAGGAAUUAUCCUACAUCUAGUUUUAUAUAAUUGUUCUCUAAAUGUUUGUUUAUGGAGGGAGGGAAGCACACAUUCAGUUUCAGCACACAUUCAGUUUCAGGAGGCUACUCUGUGAUUUUUACAGUUGACUUCACAACCUAAGACUUACAACAUUCCUAGCUCAGCCAAAAAAAAAAAAAAGAGGAGCUCUGUAUUUCAGCUACAGGCCCAUUUGUGACAUUUUAAGCUCCAUGGGUUUCAGUUGGCAUUGACAUCACACUGGUUUUUCAAGCAUAUUUUUCCAAUAGUAAGUUCUACUCAGUUCAGUGACUGUUUUGCCAAGGAAAAUAAUGCUUGAGGGAUUAAAGCCAAGUGUAAUGCAGCUGUACAGCAAUGAAAUAAAGAAGUUAAAACCAAAAUAAAAAAUGCACCCACAUUGCUCUCUCUCAAGUGUUUUAAGAAUGAUGAUAAACAUGCUAUCUCAAGUGUUGUCAGCCAAAAACAGUAAUAAAGAAACCUUUAUAACUAGAAAA